UCGAAACAUUGGCAUCUCUCUGCGCACAACCCAUCGCGUGAGGAUCGUAUCUGAAUAAAUACAUAUUCCUAAAAGAAAUUUCUGGGAACCAUAGUUUUAGUUUGUUGUCACCUAGAAAAUGGUCAACGAGUUGAACAGACCCCAAAAUGGGGACAAUGCCGCCUUGAGCGAGCGCCUGGCAGCAUCCAACCGGCAGCUGCAGGAAAUGCAGGAGGAGCAUCGCCAGCUGCUGGAGGAGAUGGAGACCUUGCGUUUGCGAGCGGCCGAACUUACACUCCUGAAUGCCCAGCGCCAAACGCUAAGGCAAUCCGCCGGAGAAGAGGAGAAAACCCAAGAGUCGCAAGCUCCAGCGGAGCCGGAAGCAGUGUCCUCAUCCUGUCCUGCUGAUCCCGCUUCAGAGGAGGCCACAUCAGCUGCCCAGGAAGAGGGCAGCGAGGAGGACAAGGAGGAGCAGGCCAGUUAUCUGCAGGAGAAGCUGAACGAGAUCGCUAACCUUAAGGCCCAGUUUAAGCGAGUACAGAACAUGGUGGAUACCACCAAGCUAAUUGAGCAGCACAUGUCCACCAGGCAGUCGGUGCAGGUGCAAUCCAGUUCCUCCGUUCAGACCAGGCGGCAGACCACCACCUCUGAAGUCCGGGUGGCGAGUGAAGUUGGGGAGGCUGAAGAGGCUGUUGCCGGUUCCAGUGCAUCGACCCCUGCUCCCGACAAUGCGGAACUCCUGAACUCCAUGCUCAACAUGUUUACGGACUUCACCAGCGAUCUUCGUGGCCAGGCGGAGAGUCUGCGGGAGGAGCGGGAUCGCAUACGGGCUCUCAAGGAGGACAUUAUUCAGCGCAAACAGGGAAAGCAGUGAAAGCUGCACUGAAAACACUCACGGGUUCUAGUCAUAUCAUGUGAAAAUCAGACGAUGUUAUUAUACAAUUAUAAAAAACCCCAGUUUAUCUUAUAAAUAUAUAAUUAUUGCUCCCAAUCGA
Molecule: messenger RNA, 974 nt
Organism: Drosophila ficusphila
Lineage: Eukaryota; Metazoa; Arthropoda; Insecta; Diptera; Drosophilidae
Exons: 3
Coding region: 119-853 (244 amino acids)
Source: RefSeq, a predicted model, not a curated record